Molecule: messenger RNA, 960 nt
Organism: Drosophila arizonae
Lineage: Eukaryota; Metazoa; Arthropoda; Insecta; Diptera; Drosophilidae
Gene: Osi9
Product: DUF1676 domain-containing protein Osi9
Cellular component (GO): membrane
Source: RefSeq, a predicted model, not a curated record
GUGUGUUGCGUCAGAUCCCACGCUGCUCCCCGCUCACGCAAAGAGAAUUAAACAAAAACAAAUUCAAUUAUGCUGAAAUUCGUGUGCCUGUUCGCGCUGCUUGCCUCAGCGGCAGCAGCAGCCUCUGAGGCUGACAGCCUGUUGACGAGUGCCCUUCGCAUGGUCAAGGACUGCGGCGAGCGCUCCAUGGUGCUGUGCAUGAAGGAGCGCGCCUUGCACUACUUUGACUCGGAGAACGGAGAUGUGAAGCUGACGGAGGGCAUUUCCCUGGUCAAGACCGAUGAUAUACCCGUGGGACGUUCCCUGAACGAUGUGGCCCUGCCCGAGGAGGCGGAGGCACGCGAGAGUGAGGUCGACUCGCUGCUGGUGGAGCGUGUCGCACGCUUCUUCGGCACACACACGCUGCAGUUCAAGGUGCCCAAGGACUCCAUACAGGAUAUGCAGCGCGCUCUCGAAGAAUCACGCGGCAAGAAGAAGGAGAAGAAGAAGUAUCUGAUGCCGCUGCUGAUGCUCUUCAAGCUGAAGAUGGCCGCGCUGCUGCCCCUGGCCAUUGGCUUCCUGGCGCUCAUCUCGUUCAAGGCUCUGGUCAUUGGCAAGAUUGCGCUGCUGCUCUCUGGCAUCAUCGGUCUGAAGAAGCUGCUCGAGUCGAAGAAGGAGAACUACGAGGUGGUUGCGCACCCGCACUAUGAGCACGAGCACAGCUACGGCCGGUCGCUGCACAACAAUGCUGAGGCACAGAACCUGGCCUACGCGGCGUAUCAGCAAUAGAUGCUGAGGUCACAGCAUCAGAGCAACAACAAUUAGUGCAAUACACACAAAAGAAGAUGAUGAAGAGGAAAACUCAUGAAAGUGAAGGAAAUGCAAAGGAAAUGAGCACAGAGCUCUCGCAGCUCGUUUAAUUUAUUUUAUUUAUUUAAUUUAUUUCUAGCUUAACUCAAGCRAAAGGCGCCAUCAGCAGCA